UGUACAGGCAAGUCCUUAUUCAACCUGACCAACGGAACCUUCAACUAAUUUUGUGGCGAGAGAACCCUUCCGAGCCGCUAAAUAUUUACCAGCUUAAUACGGUAACUUUCGGUACGUCGUCGGGGGCAUUUUUAGCCAUCCGCUGUCUCAAUCAGCUGGCAAAAGAAUGUGCUGACGAAGAGGUCUCUCGCACUAUAUUAGAGGACUGUUACGUAGAUGACCUAAUUACGGGAAAUAAUGAUAAACACGCCUUAAUUGAUAUCUGUGAAAAGGUCACCGACGUACUCCAGUCAGGCUGUUUCCCGCUGCGAAAAUGGGUGUUUAACUUUGACGUUUCGCAAUUUUCCUCUUCUAAAAUAACGUCACGCGAAUUAUGUUUGGGCGAUAACUGUCAAAGUAAAACACUCGGUUUAGGAUGGACUAACAACACUGACGAGUUUCAUUACACGGCAAAGAUACAACAGGAUAAUGCUAAUGAUCCGAUAACAAAACGCAAAAUAUUAUCUGUUAUAUCACAAAUGUAUGACCCUCUCGGGCUACUUUCGCCAGCCAUAAUUAUUGCCAAAAUACUACUUCAAAAAUUGUGGCUUUGCCGUUUAGAUUGGGACUCGGAAGUACCUAAUGACGUCGCAUCAGCUUGGCGUAAAUACAUACUCACACAUACACAACACAUACAUAAUGUCCGUAUUCCUCGUUAUGUAAUGAAUGCGUCUGCGCAUAGCACACAGCUGCACUUUUUUUGCGAUGCAAGUCAAGCGGCCUACGGGACUUGUGCAUAUGUGCGUACGGUUUCGGGAGAUAAUAACGAGAGUGAACAUAUACGCUUACUGCAUGCUCCGCCUAGUCUCCUGUUGUCUACUGUCAAAGACUGCUGGUGGCCGCUCGGAGGCACUAAUUUAGCCAAGCGAGUGGUACGCACCUGUGUGACCUGCAUUCGCAUGAAGGCACAGACGUUCGCGCCUAUUAUGGGUAACUUACCUUCGCUACGUUUAGACCCAGGGUUCGCCUUUAUGAGUUGCGGAGUAGACUACGCGGGGCCAGUAUAUGUACUUAACCGUAGGGGCAGGGGUGCUAAACCUCAGAAAGCAUACAUCUGUCUGAUAGUUUGCUUCACGACGCGCGCGGUUUAUCUAGACUUAGUUACUAAUCUUAGUACUGAAGGAUACCUACUCGCACUUAAACGUUUUAUUUCGCGCCGCGGUAAGCCCAACGUCAUAUAUUCGGACAAUGGCCGCAACUUUGUAGGGGCAAUGAAAGAACUUUCAUCGUUCCUUCAAGGCCACGCUGAUAAUAUCAUUGAGUGUGCCUCUAAUGAAAAUAUUAAUUUACAUUUUAACCCCCCAUAUGCUCCCCAUAUGUCUGGAUUGUGUGAAAGAGCUGUACAGUCUUGCAAAUACCACUUGAAACGCGUUAUAGGUAACGCGAAUUUAACGUUCGAGGAAUUUAGCACGGUUUUAGCACAGGCGGAGGCCCUGCUAAAUUCCCGACCCAUGCAUCCUCUUUCCACAGAUCCUAACGACCUCUCCGCAUUAACUCCAGCUCAUUUCCUUAUUGGCCGACCGCUGACAGCACCCCCCUGCAAGGACCUGACGGCAGAAACGGGCCGGCUCCCACGCUACGAGAUGCUGGAGAAAAUGCGACAACACUUUUGGCAGCGAUGGUCGAAACAAUAUAUUUCUGAGCUGCAGACCAGAACUAAAUGGCAGACGCAAGGCCAGGACAUUGUUCUAAACGCUUUAGUUCUGGUGAAAGAAGAUAAUCUACCACCCCUCAAAUGGCGUUUGGGCCGGGUGGUAGCUUUGUUCACAGGCAACGACGGAGUGUCUCGCGUCGCUGACGUAAAAACAGCGAACGGGACCAUACGAAGGGCUUUCACCAAACUUUGCCCUCUCUUGAUGCCGCCAGAGGGCGACACUGCGCCUACCUCAUCCGCAUCACCACUACCACAUUGAAAGCGGGUGCUUUCAAGGCCGGGGGCAUGUUCGCGAGCACAGCGCCAUCUAGCGGACCUCCCAAGAAGAGGACGAGUUCCACAAACGGCCGCGCGGGGGCGCGGCGACAGCCUCUCCCACUUUACCAUCCUCUACGACACGGCACACGAGCCGCUCUCGCGAUUUUUUGCAAUUUUAUAUAGAAUCGCCAUAUAUUCAAAUAAUUGUAAUAUUUCAUUUAAUUAACUAAAAAUAAAAUCAAUUAUAAAAUCAAAAAUAAAGAAGAAGUCAUUGAAGAGUACCUGCCUGCUGUUCCUGCGAUACCUAUU
Messenger RNA from Leguminivora glycinivorella, 2260 nucleotides. RefSeq lists its product as uncharacterized. The coding region runs from base 519 to 1952 and encodes 477 amino acids. The record is from RefSeq and is a predicted model, not a curated record. Gene Ontology annotation, molecular function: nucleic acid binding. Gene Ontology annotation, biological process: DNA integration. NCBI's taxonomy places the organism in Eukaryota, Metazoa, Arthropoda, Insecta, Lepidoptera, Tortricidae. The transcript is spliced from 2 exons.